This is a messenger RNA of Pseudophryne corroboree (corroboree frog), 4021 nucleotides long. It is a transcript of the gene DHX34, whose product is annotated as DExH-box helicase 34. Gene Ontology annotation, cellular component: intracellular anatomical structure. Bases 229 to 3621 code for a protein of 1130 amino acids. The record is from RefSeq and is a predicted model, not a curated record. NCBI's taxonomy places the organism in Eukaryota, Metazoa, Chordata, Amphibia, Anura, Myobatrachidae. Gene Ontology annotation, molecular function: RNA binding; ATP binding; helicase activity. Gene Ontology annotation, biological process: nuclear-transcribed mRNA catabolic process, nonsense-mediated decay. The transcript has 17 exons.
CGCGUCUGCCGGGCUGUAGAGGCUGCUCUCCCAUUGGCAGUCAGAAGGAAGUAGGAGGAUACUAGCCAGGCCUCGGUUUGGAGGUGGUCAGCUGGAACGCAAACCCGGAAGUACUGUACAGUAGUUUCAUGCUUAGGAGGACCCGAAGAUGGUAGCCUAGUCCUGUUCAGAGAAUUGAUGUCUGACUGUUAGGAAAAGGUGAGAGCCAGGAUAAGAUUAGACUGUGACAUGGAAAGAGACAGAAGCAGUGACGGCUGGGACUGGAACAGCCAUGAAACCCGUAGAUGUCUUGAAGACCUAUUCUUUGGUGUGCAUGGUUACAUCAAAGCUGACUCAGAAGAGAGCAAAGAGUUUUGGGUAUUUUUUGAACGCUUCCAAAGGUUUCAAAGCCUUCAAAGGCAAAACUGUAAAAGAAAUGAGAGAGACUGUCGAGAGGAGCAUAAACUUUGGUUUAAUGACCUCCCCAAAGAAUAUGACCCAAGAUAUCGUAUCAAUAUGUCGAUUGUUAUGAGCAGAGAUGUUGAAAAAGCUCUCCAUGGACACAAAGAGAAGCGACAAAACUCCAGAAGACGUGGCGAUAUACCCAAGGAAAAAUUAGCUGAAUUUAAGAAAGCUGUCCUUCACUACUUGGACUUCAACCAGAGGCAGAGUUUUGGGAAGUUGGUCAAGCUCCGCAAGGAACGGUCAAGCUUGCCCAUCUUUCAGUACAAGGAAAAAAUUGUUCAGAUGGUGAGGGAUCAUCAAGUGGUGGUGGUGGCAGGAGACACUGGAUGUGGGAAGUCCACUCAGGUUCCUCAGUACCUUUUGGCAGCAGGAUUUGGACAUAUCGCCUGUACCCAGCCUCGUAGAAUUGCCUGUAUUUCACUAGCAAAGCGAGUGGGGUUUGAGAGUCUUAAUCAGUAUGGAUCAAAGGUUGGGUACCAAAUCCGUUUUGAGAGCAGUCGCUCCCCAGCCACAAAGAUUGUGUUUCUCACAGAAGGCCUGUUACUUCGUCAGAUCCAAAGAGACCCAGAGGUUCCUCAGUACCAGGUUCUUAUAAUAGAUGAAGUUCACGAGAGACAUCUUCACAGUGACUUCCUGCUGGGAGUUUUACUCCAGCUGCUUCCUAUGCGUCCAGAUCUGAAGGUCAUUCUCAUGUCAGCCACAAUAAACAUCAAACUGUUCUCUGGAUACUUUGACCAGGCUCCGGUCCUGCAAGUUCCUGGAAGACUCUUUCCUAUACAGGUGAUCUAUCAGCCAAUCCCACAGGAGGAAACUGUGUCGAAGUCAGAGAAGCUAGAUCCGAGGCCUUAUCUCCGUGUGCUACAAGCCAUUGAUCACAAAUAUCCAGUAGAUGAGCGAGGAGAUUUGCUUAUAUUUCUUAGCGGGGUGACUGAGAUCAGCAGUGUGCAGGAAGCUGUACAAGUCUAUGCCACUCACACCCAGCGGUGGAUUGUGCUCAAACUACACAGCACGUUGUCCAUUGCAGAACAAGAUAAGGUAUUUGAUUUGGCUCCUCCAGGUGUCCGAAAAUGUAUAAUCUCUACCAACAUUGCAGAAACCUCUGUAACCAUUGAUGGUGUGAGAUUUGUGCUUGACUCAGGGAAAGUGAAGGAGAUGAGUUUUGACCCCAAAGCAAAGAUGCAGCGAUUGCAGGAGUUUUGGAUCAGCCGGGCCAGUGCCGAGCAGAGGAAAGGUCGCGCAGGCAGGACAGGCCCAGGGGUAUGUUACCGUCUGUACUCAGAGUCUGACUAUGAUGCUUUCUCACCAUACCCUGUGCCAGAAAUCCAGCGCGUGGCCUUGGAUGCACUAGUCUUGCAGAUGAAGAGUAUGAAUCUAAGAGAUCCCCGCACCUUCCCAUUUAUUGAGCAGCCUCCCAUGUCCAGCAUAGAGACGGCUAUUUUCUACCUGCGAGACCAAGGAGCAUUAGAUGUUAAUGAGGAGCUCACACCGAUUGGAAAUCUGCUGGCACAACUCCCAGUAGAUGUUGUUAUUGGAAAGAUGCUAAUCUUAGGAUCACUAUUCAGUCUUGUGGAACCGGUCAUGACUGUUGCUGCGGCCCUUAGUGUGCAGUCUCCUUUCCUCCGAAAUGCCAGCAACAACCCAGAGUGCACCACUGCGAGGAAACCUUUAGAGAGCGAGCACGGGGACCCCUUCACUCUGCUUAAUGUCUUUAAUGAGUGGGUGCAGAUUAAGUCAAGUCGCAGCAGUAACUCUAGGAAGUGGUGUCGUCGUCGGGGGUUAGAAGAACAACGGUUGUAUGAAAUGGCAAAUCUCCGGCGUCAGUUUAAGGAGCUACUGAAGGACCACAGGAUGCUGGAAGAGAAGGAGACACGAGUAGAUCGAUGCAGCCGCCAACGGCAGCACAAGGAGCGCAAGGAGCUUCAUCAGCUGAAGAGAGAACAUGAGCGCUCAGAGAAACGUAAAUGUAAGGUGCUCAAACUGCAGGAUCAGGAUGCAGGAUCUUCUAGCGAUGAGAAUGAAAGAUCCAACACAGACAGGAAAGAUAAUGUAGACAUCCAGGAUGUCAAAUUUAAACUCCGUCAUAAUGUGGACGAGCUGCGGAAAGUGUCUGGUGCAGGUGAGGCAUUAUCAAGCAAAGAGCUGUCCUUGCUGAAACUUGUUGUGUGCAAUGGUCUGUACCCACAAUUGGCACUGCCUGACAACUUUAACACCUGCCGCAAAGACUCCGACCAGGUUUUCCACACUAGGACAAAGCAGGGUAUCGUCCUUCACCCUACCUCUGUCUUCUCCUGUAAUCCUGAGCUUCUUCAGGUAGAAAGCAACAGAGAAGAGACUGCUCCAAAUGACUCCAAGACCAAGGGGCACAGCAGCAAGCACCAGAUUGUGGGGUUUGUCUCUCUCCUGGAGACAAACAAACCUUACCUAGUGAACUGCGUGAGAUUGCCAGCACUUCAGGGUCUUCUGCUCUUGGCCCGAUCCUUGGACACUAGCACCGACUGCUGCCGCAUUGUGUGCGACGGCUGGAUUGAGUUGAGCUUGGUGGAUCCUGAAGGAGCCCUGCAUCUGAUCUCGGAGGCAGUACGUGUGCGUCUGGCAUGGGAGAAAGUGCUGCGCUCCCGGCUGGAGAAGGAUUCGAACCGCCAAGACCUUGAUAAGGAUGACAGUCGGAGAUGGAGACGAGACAUUGAUAGUUUAGGCCGCCAUUUGGUGGAGUACGUGCGCUCAGAGGUAGUGUACAGUAUGAGGCGUCUUGCCGUUUUGGAGGCCCAGAACCUGUAUGUGGGCCCUCAGACCACCGCUGACAGUACCAGCUUGAAGGGGCUGUUCGGCAGUGAGGACAUGAAGCCAGAUCCUGUGAAAGGCGGAUACAAUGUGACCAGUUUCCUGACCUAUAACUGCCUGAGGACUGACACAGAUUUCUACAGUGACUGCUUGCGCACAUUCUGGACCUGUCCGUGCUGUGGCCUGUACAUGCCGUUCACCCCUAUGGAACGCAUGGCCCAUCAGAACAGCUGCGCAGCGGAGGAGAACUCUAAAGAAGAGGAAGAAGCUGAGUCCAAGACCUCCUCAGUGACCUCUCUCCACAAGGACUAUCACUGUGAUGUCUGUGACAAGGACCUGAUUCUCACCCCCAUUGAGAUCCUCAAACACAAGAGGCAGCACCUGAAUUCUCAGUAGAGCCUUAUUGUGGGAAAGACCACCUGCAUUUCCCACCACCCAGAUGACCUAUGGUUUCCUUCCCUAAUGUUAUCCUGUUACAUGACCUCCGAGCCAGCAUACCUACCAAAUCAGAAGCACCACAGCAUUGUACAGACAAACGCAAGUUAAGUAUAUAAGUGUGGGAGAAGGAGAGUAGAGUGACACAGUCACAUCUGCUGUCACUAUGAAGGUUCUCUGCUCCUUGGCGUUGCUGCCAUUCUUCUUUGCCCGGACUUCUGGCUGAAUGCCCCCCAGCUGCUAACCUUGUGAAUGAUGCGGGGCAAAGCUUUAUGCCCGUAUGUUUGAACACCGCAAUAUUUACUUUGACUUCUCCUGUGGGGGAGCAUUCCUAGAUGCCAAGAAUGGAGAUGACUUUCCC